Sphaerodactylus townsendi is the source of this 2245-nucleotide messenger RNA. Its product is annotated as receptor expression-enhancing protein 6-like. The record is from RefSeq and is a predicted model, not a curated record. Bases 1 to 612 code for a protein of 203 amino acids. The transcript has 6 exons. NCBI's taxonomy places the organism in Eukaryota, Metazoa, Chordata, Lepidosauria, Squamata, Sphaerodactylidae.
AUGAUCCAUAUCACAGUCACCUCUAGGCUGGACUACUGUAACUCUCUCUUUGCGGGGCUACCCUUGGGCCUGGCUCUGGAUACUCCAGCUGGCUCAGAUUGCAGCAGCGGGGGCCCCUAUUUUGACCACCUCGAAACCUCCACAGGCUUCAUUGCUUUCCUGGGGCUCUACCUGAUGUUUGGAUAUGGGGCUUCACUCCUUUGCAAUCUCAUUGGCUUCGUCUAUCCAGCUUACGUUUCCAUCAAAGCCAUUGAGAGUUCUUCUAAAGAUGACGACACGACGUGGCUGACCUACUGGGUGGUCUACGGGCUCUUCAGUGUGGCUGAAUUCUUUUCUGACACUUUCCUGUACUGGUUUCCAUUUUACUAUGCUGGCAAGUGUAUCUUCCUGCUCUGGUGCAUGGCUCCCGUUUCGUGGAAUGGCUCCCAGUUUCUCUACCACAGCUUCAUCCGCCCGUGGUUCCUGAAGCACCACCAGGCGGUGGACAGCGUCCUGAGCGACCUCAGCGGCCAUGCCCUCAACGCAGCCUCUGCAGCUUCCAGGGAAGUUUUCCAGGCUCUGGCCAACAGUCUCACCCCUGGAGUUGAAGUAUCCAAAGAAGCCAUGAAAUGAGCCAUCGAAUAUGAAGACCUACUGGAUGACUUUGUGUUUUAAAAAAACAAAACAAGUACUGAAUUUCUAGAUUUUUUCCCCCCCGCCACGAAAUCCAGAGAGCGGUUUGCUUGCACAUCGGCAGAGGAAUGCUUCUUUUCUAUCUCUCAGAUCUCCCACCCCCCACCCUCGCCCUGGCCCAGCCUAAUGUGCUAACAAUGGAACUUCCAAAUCGACUCCUUUGGGGAAGUGUCUCUUUUGCUUUUAAAAACUGGUUGUAUUGUUUCCUGUCCUCUCCCCCACAAAAACCAAAGAGCUCAGUUGCUUUCUCACUGCCCCCCCCCAAAGGGCUUCCUGUAUUUUCUCCAAACUCCAGCAGAGGGCGUCUCUGCUUGUGAGGUCUCUGGGGAAUUUGCAGCCCACUCGGGGGAGGUGGCAGGAGCAAAAAUGUUGAACCUUUCAAUUGUCUAAACUUCUUUCCCUGUCUUAAAAAAGGGGGGGAGGAGGGCAGGGAGACACCUGAAUGGUCACAUUCCCCCCCCCCAAUUACUAUUUCCAUUCGAGAUUUGCAGUUGAGACCUUUUUCUGGCGCGACCUUUAAAUAUCCCUGCUUAGAGGAGUCAAAAAACGAGGAGAGCGAAUCUUUCCGGGGUCCGCUAAGCAAUUACUUUGUAUUGGAAAUGAGGGGAUUUCUGGGAACCUCACCGCUGCCGUCCCCUGAUCUGGAUUACAUUCCUCUGAAGGCCUUUAAAAGCCUUGGGGGGUGGGGGGCGGGGAGGAGAGACAGCAUCGAUCAGACAACCACAGGACAAAUGGCUGCCCCAUUUCUGAAAGGAAGGUAUGCAAAAAUACAUUUAGGUCUUCCCCAAAAACACAGAUGCGCAACACUGGAACCAGUUUUGAGGUGGAAUGUCGGCACUGUUGUGAGAGGCGCAACACCCUGUCUGGGAUUGUAGUUUGUGCGUACAGAGUAUUCGAGGUUUGGCAGGAUUUGUGAGUUCUCAUGAUCCCGGACCAGUUAUGGCGAUCCAACCAAGCUGUUGUUUGCCCAGCAGGGUCCUGCAAAUGCUGUUCCCGUAAUGUGCCCGGGUGCAGUUUGCAAACCACUGUCUGAGUGCCUUUAAAAGAGGCAGUGGGGAAAAAGUAACCCUGGCUGGCUCCUGGACUGUUCAAUUUGGGAACGCAGAGGCUUCGAAAGAGGGUUUUUCACUGUUGGCGCCCUGACUACUUUAAUGGGUUUCUUGGCUCAUCCAUGCCUUCUUCUCUCCCAGAGUUUCCUUCGUGCGGAGGGCGGGGAGAGGGGAGAGGGGGGUGGAAUCUACACAUCCUGAAAGGAUUUAAAUUGCAAUUUUGUUUCCCGCUCUGAAGUUUUCUUGGGCAGAAGAAGGACGAGAGGAGGACCCAGUGGAGAGGGGAGGCAUCAAAUGUAUCUCUUGCAAAAUAAAUGUGAAUUUGGGGAAGGUGCCAGGAAGUCCUUUGGCUUUCUGCCUUGUAUAUUUUUUUUCUGAAUGCUAAUGGCAUACCUUCCCGGUUUUCCGGUUUUGCAGUGGGCUGCCACGGAGUGUGUUUGGGGCGCCGGAGGAACAAGUCAUGGAGUUACAGCUCUUUGUUUUGUUAAAUCUGAUCUGCGCAAUAAACUGAAAGAUACAGGUUU